GCUGCCCAGCAUGGUCCAACCCCCUCGGGCUAUAUAGCAUGGGGUGAAGGCUGUCGAGCCCCGUAUAAUCCACGAUGGCAUACAUCAAGGUUUCCGGGACUAAGCUCGUCGAUCAGAACGGGAAGGAAAUCAUUCUGCGCGGUGCAGGCCUCGGAGGAUGGAUGAACAUGGAGAACUUCAUCUCCGGAUACCCCGGUUGCGAGUUUCAGAUUCGCGCUGCCCUCGCCGAAGUAGUGGGAAAGGAGAAGUCUGAGUUCUUCUUCGACAAGUUCCUCGAGUACUUCUUCUCUGAAGCCGACGCAAAAUUCUUUGCCAGCCUUGGGCUCAACUGCAUACGUAUUCCGUUUAACUACAGACAUUUCGAAGAUGACAUGAAUCCCCGCGUGCUCAAGAAGGAGGGCUUCAAACAUCUCGACCGCGUCAUCGAUAUAUGCGCGAAAUAUGGCAUUUACACCAUUCUCGACCUGCAUACGGCGCCCGGCGGGCAGAACACCGACUGGCACGCAGACGCCGGCACGCACAUCGCAAAGUUCUGGGAGCACAAGGACUUCCAGGACCGGACUGUCUGGCUCUGGGAGGAGCUCGCGAAGCACUACGUCGGCAACACCUGGAUCGCGGGCUACAACCCGCUCAACGAGCCGACGGACCCCUAUCACACGCGCGUCGUGGACUUCUAUGACCGCGUCUACACCGCGAUCCGCGCGAUCGACCCGCACCACGCGCUCUUCUUCGACGGCAACACGUUCGCGUCCGACUUUUCGCACUUCGGCGACGCGCACAAGCGUUGGGACAACUCUGCGUACUCGAUCCACGACUACAGCGUUUUCGGCUUCCCGAGCUCGCCGGAGAAGUACGUGAGCAGCGAGACGCAGCAGCGGCGGUUGCGGCGGAGCUAUGAGAAGAAGCGCGAGUGGAUGGACGCGCGGGGUCUGUGCGUGUGGAACGGCGAGUGGGGCCCCGUGUAUGCGCGCCGGCAGUACGAGGGCGAGCUCACGGACAGCAUCAACGAGGAGCGUUACCGCGUGCUCAAGGAUCAGCUCAACAUCUAUAACAAGGACCGCUUGAGCUGGUCGAUCUGGACGUACAAGGACAUCGGCUUCCAGGGCAUGGUCUACGUCAACCUCGACACGCCGUACAUGACGCUCUUCAAAGACUUCCUCGCGCAGAAGCACCGGCUCGCGAUCGACGCGUGGGGCGCGGACGACACGCACGUCCGGCCGGUGUACCAGCCGCUCAUCGACCUCGUCCAGAAGGAGAUCCCGGCGGAGCACCAGAACCUGUACCCGUUCCCGGUGUGGAAGAUGUCGGACCGCGUCGGCCGCCUCGCGCGCAACGUCCUCGUUUCCGAGUUCUUCGUGCGCCCGUGGGCGGAGCACUUCCGCGGGAAGAGCCUGGAGGAGAUCGAUACGAUUGCGAGGAGCUUCAGCUUUGAGAGCUGCUUGCAUCGCGACGGGCUGAAUAAGAUCCUGACGGACAACGCGAAGCUUGUGGCGGAGUGAUUGUAGAAUCGAAACGACGUGAAACAUAUCAUUCUUUCAAGGAGUGAGGAUGUGAGCAUGGCAUACAUACCUUGUCCCUAGCCUGAAAGCUCGGGGAUGCACAUAACUUUGAGCCUUUCCUCGUAUUCUCAACCUUGUAUCAUACGACAGUCGCUGGCAGCUAAAUCAGGUCUACUGUAAAAACGGGGUAGUUCAAUUAGCAAGGGUAGCCGCAAACAUGGCUGUCGCUUUGUCGCGAUCCGCUAUGGCCAAGGUCUCCUUCGCCUGGAGGACAACUCUGUGAUCCGCUUCACCGCUUGUUGAAGAUCGCCCUCAGGAUUUCUAACGCUUUCGCCUCAAGU
This is a messenger RNA of Fomitopsis serialis, 1840 nucleotides long. Its product is annotated as glycoside hydrolase. Gene Ontology annotation, molecular function: beta-glucosidase activity. Bases 75 to 1499 code for a protein of 474 amino acids. Gene Ontology annotation, cellular component: extracellular region; cell surface. The transcript has 6 exons. Lineage: Eukaryota; Fungi; Basidiomycota; Agaricomycetes; Polyporales; Fomitopsidaceae. Gene Ontology annotation, biological process: glucan catabolic process. The record is from RefSeq and is a predicted model, not a curated record.